Linum tenue is the source of this 1681-nucleotide messenger RNA. NCBI's taxonomy places the organism in Eukaryota, Viridiplantae, Streptophyta, Magnoliopsida, Malpighiales, Linaceae. The record is from the annotation of a GenBank genome assembly.
CUUGGAGCAAAGCAAGUCGAUAUCUUCGAGGGGGGGAGGGGUGUCGGGUCCGUCCACACUCCACGAGUAAGUAAGAUCGUCAAGUAAUGGUGGGCACUGUCACUGCCGGCGAAUCGGUGACUCAGUGAUUGGAUUAACCAGAGUUAAUUCCGAGGACCGACUAGCCCCCAGAUCCAUCUUUGUCGACUCCAUUACCGGUCGCUUACUUCCAAGUUCCAAAUAUGGGUGGUAAGUCUUUCAACUUUUUCGGGUUUCCUUUUGCUGUUUCUUGUCUUCCAAAACGAUCAAUGCUUCAUCUUUUUUAUUGCGAUUUGCGAUGAUAUUCGUUCCGCUCUUAUCAAAUCCUGAGAAAUAUGGCGACGGGCGGUUCUCAGGUAAGAAGCCGGCUUCCGCUCGUUCCACUAGCAGUAGCUUAUGGCUGUCUUCAAACAGGAGCAAGAGGUGGGCGGAGCUUUUCUUCCUUCUCUAUACUCCUUUCUGGCUCACUCUAUGUUUGGGCAUUAUCGUCCCUUACAAGCUCUACGAGAGCUUUGCCGAGCUGGAAUAUUUGCUUGUGGGCUUGGUAUCUGCAGUUCCUGCUAUCUUGAUACCAGCAUUGUUUGUUGGAAAGGCCGAUAGAAGCUUGGCACUGAAGGAUCGCUAUUGGGUUAAGGCAAGCCUGUGGAUAAUCAUUUUUAGCUAUGUUGGAAACUACUUUUGGACCCACUAUUUCUUUACUGUGCUGGGAGCUGAGUACACAUUCCCAUCUUGGAAGAUGAAUAAUGUUCCACACACAACCUUUCUAUUGACCCAUGUUUGCUUUCUUUUUUAUCAUGUCACCUCGAACAUGACACUUCGGAGGCUACGCCAUGCUACUGUCGAUUUGCCAGGCCCAAUUCAGUGGGCAUUCGAGGCAUCUUGGAUUUUGGCUCUUUCCUAUUUCAUUGCAUACUUGGAGACAAUUGCCAUUGCCAACUUCCCUUACUAUGACUUUGUGGACCGAGAAGCCAUGUACAAAGUUGGGUGCUUGUUUUAUGCCAUCUAUUUCAUUGUUAGCUUCCCUAUGUUUCUGAGGAUUGACGAGAAACCAGGUGAUGCAUGGGACUUGCCAAGGGUAGCUGUUGAUGCGCUUGGAGCUGCAAUGCUGGUUACAAUAAUACUCGACUUAUGGCGACUUUUUCUAGGGCCGAUUGUACCACUUCCCGAGACAAAGCAAUGUCUUCAGCCCGGGCUCCCCUGGUUUACUGGAGAUGCGAACCAGACGUAGGAGUUUGUACGUGAGUAUCUGGUUUUGUAUUGACGAACGCAUGAGUCAGGGUAAAUGCAGGCGAAGUGUAGAGAAUGGAGUAACAUGAUCUUGCAGCCUUAGAUCUCUGGCUUUGUCCCUUUUGGACAUCAGAGCAUAUGGGCCAUUUGGGGUUUUCUUUCCUUUCCGGAGGGCAAAGUCGGCUUUGUUUAGUUGAAGUGUUUGCUUAUUAAUCUGGAAUCUCAUUGGCAACUGAAAACUAGGGAGUAGCGAGAGCAGAGUUUGUCCUGUCCUCAACCAUCUUUGAUGUUGUAUGUCUACUGCUCUUGUUGCACUAAAUGUAACAACAUUUCCUGAUUACGAAUUUUGUCAAGGUGAACGAGGUUUUCCUUAACUGUAUAUUUACCAGUGAGUGACGUUACUUGUUAAAAUCAUCAUUUCUCGUGUUUUCCCGUC